AUGAACCGGACAUACCCCCAGGUGAGAAGUAUGGAUGCUUCCUCAAUGGGCUCUACAGUGUCAAUGCUCUCCAGGGAUGAGAAGGAUGCCUGUUGUGGCUGCAGUAGAAGAUGUGUGUGCAUCAUAGGGGUGACAUUAAUCAUCAUGAUGAUCAUCGCUGCUGCCAUCUUGUGUGCGGUUCUGCUCGCCAUCCCUGCUCGUACCCCAGAAAGUCGCUACUGUGUCACCUCAGAUAACUACACUGGAUUCCUUUGCGAUGACAGGAGAACGUGUCUGCUGCCAUCCCAGGUCUGUAACUCUGCAAGUGACUGCGGCAAUGGGGAGGACGAGGCCACUUCACUAUGCAGUAACCUGCCCGAUAAUUUACCAGGAUAUUUAAUAUUUCGGUGUGGAAAUCCUCAAAACUGGAUCUACAGCAACUUCAAGUGUAACGGCAUCAAUAAUUGUGGAGAUUGUUCUGACGAGUCUAAGUCAUUUGCAUCUUGUUCUAUCUGUGACAGUUCCUCCUGGUGGCCCUGUACCCCAGUCCUUUACCAGUACUGCUACUGCAUCCCCACUUCUUUGUGUCGCAACGGAGUCCAAAACUGCGUAAACUGGUCUGAUGAGUAUCAAUGCAACUGACAAGACUUACGACCUACUAUG
Molecule: messenger RNA, 642 nt
Organism: Hyla sarda
Lineage: Eukaryota; Metazoa; Chordata; Amphibia; Anura; Hylidae
Gene: LDLRAD1
Product: low density lipoprotein receptor class A domain containing 1
Exons: 6
Coding region: 1-621 (206 amino acids)
Molecular function (GO): protein binding
Source: RefSeq, a predicted model, not a curated record